CUAUUUUCUAACCUGUCGUUGUCGUCGUGUGUAUAGAGAAAUUGUCAGUGCAACUUGAUUCGAUCCUGAAAUAUAAGAAAAAAUUUUUUGGACCCAAUCAGUGCGACUGCAUUGCUUCUUAGUGAAAAGUGGUGUUGUUUUUUAUUUUUGGAAAAAAAUUAGUGUUUGUCGUUAAAGGCGACAGGUUUUUUUUUCCAUUAUUUUGUAUUAUAAGGACGUAUUUUUCGCCAUUCUUUUGGAGAAAGCAGAUUGGCGUCACGAGAAACGCUUUGAAAAUGAAAAGCUGAGAAGAAUACACACCUUUUCUAACCACGAGAGAUGAAUGCAUCUCGGCUCGGCAGGGGCCGGGGUGGCCGCCUGGCUCUAUAUGGAGGUGUCCUAAUAAUUUUUGUAAUAAUAAUAUAUCUCUAUCGAGCUGCUUCAUUUGAAAUGGCCAGGCUUCACGAUAUUCACGUUCAAUGUGCUCAUCAGCAAGAGUCAAUAGCCGCUCAACUUCAAGUGAUCUACGAGUACAAAGUGCGCCUCGAAAAAUCAUUGCAAGAGGAGAAAAAUUCCAAUCAAGCACUUAAACAAGAACUACAGCAACGAGCAUCGAGAGAAAAAUCUCUGAGGGAUAAGGAUAAGGACAAUGUUGAAUUAUUGCAGAGGUAUAAUGCAAUGCAACAGAAAUAUAAUAUUUUACAAUCGGAGAAUAAGGAUUUACAGGAUGAGUGCAAUAAGAGGCAUAAACUUUCUUUAGAAGAGACAAAUAAAUUGGAGGUGACAUUGAGAAAUUUACGUAGUGAAAUUAUUAAGGCGCAAGAGGAUAAAAAAUCGUCUAUGGAAUCAUUAAAAAAUAAGCACGCCCAACUUAAAGUUGAUUACGAUUCACUUUCGAGUAAAUACGAGAAAUUAGUCAAGAAUUCAUCUGAAUGCAAUAGUCAAAUGCUUCAUUUGGAGAAAAAGGUCUUUCAACUCACCAGGGAGCAAGGAGGAGAAAAAAAAAAAAUCGUUUCCGACUAUAAUGCAGCAGCAUCAAAAAAUCAGCAGGAAUCAAAUAAUGAAAAAUCGAGAGGAAACAGUGGAAAUGAUCAGGUCGCAGCGCCAAUACAACAACAACAACAACAGCAGAAGUUGCCGGCAAUGAUUGUUGGGAGAAUUUUGCCGGGUAUGAUUGUUGAAAGUUCAACGAAAGUUUCGACACCCUCGAUUUCAAUUGAGAAGCAAAAUUACAAUAUUGGAAAGGCAAAAGUUAAAUUACCAAUUGGCGUUGUACCAAUUCCAGUAAUAAUGGAUUCGAAAAAUGAUAAUGAGGAGAAAAAGAGGGACGAAUUGAGAAAAAAUUCGGAAGUAAUAAAAAAUUCAUUAGGUGCAAAUGGCAUUUUAGAUGUUGAUGGUGUUAAAGAGAAACCAGUUGCUGUGGAUAUUGGAAAUUUAGAAUUUCAAGCGCAUUUACCAGCAGGAAACAGACAUGGGGCACAAAUUAUUGACAGACAAAUUAAUGCAGGAUGGCCCAAGGUUCAACAUGGUGUACAGGAAAUUGGCGACGAGCCACAUCAUCUUGAACGUCUUGCUGGAUUAGAUGAUACGGCUCAUCAAGGUGAAAUUGGGGAUGAUCAGUAUGAUAAUGACGAAUUUUAUCGAGAUCAACAGCCCAAGAAUAGUGAUAUUCGAAUUGAAGAAGAGGAAGACGAAGCUGGUGACGAAGACGAUCAACCGGAUUAUUUAAACAAUUUAAAACCCGAGAAACAUUAAUAAAAAAAAAAUUAAAAAAACGAGAAGAAUUGGAAAGUUUCCAAGUUG
Molecule: messenger RNA, 1782 nt
Organism: Leptopilina heterotoma
Lineage: Eukaryota; Metazoa; Arthropoda; Insecta; Hymenoptera; Figitidae
Product: Golgi integral membrane protein 4-like
Exons: 7
Coding region: 319-1734 (471 amino acids)
Source: RefSeq, a predicted model, not a curated record